This is a messenger RNA of Diabrotica virgifera virgifera (western corn rootworm), 1966 nucleotides long. RefSeq lists its product as uncharacterized. The coding region runs from base 578 to 1702 and encodes 374 amino acids. Gene Ontology annotation, molecular function: zinc ion binding. The transcript is spliced from 3 exons. NCBI's taxonomy places the organism in Eukaryota, Metazoa, Arthropoda, Insecta, Coleoptera, Chrysomelidae. The record is from RefSeq and is a predicted model, not a curated record.
UAAGUAAGUACAGAAUUUAUUAUUCAUUAUGAUUAAUUUUAAGAUUUUGCUUAUCGUUUUGACGUUUAUGUUGACAACUAAUAUUAGAAAAAAUUUAUUCUGCAAAAAAGUAUAAUAACUUAAUAUAAUUAUAGUAUAAUACUUCUUAAAUAUUGACUUAUGCAUUUAUUGCACCUAAAUAAUUAAUUAAUUAACAGCGUAAACGUAAAAUUUUGAGGUUACUCUUUUUUAAAUGCAUUACUUUUUUUCGAAUCCUGAGAGAACUAAUAAGUGUAUUUGAAACUUUUAAACGCAGAAUGAAAGACUACAUUAUUAUCGAGGGUCAAAAGUCCUGAACAUUUCUGUUUAUUUUAAUCAGUUAAAGGGAUGAAAGAAAGAGAAAAUUUAUUGUGAUUUUUAAUUUUAAUUUCAUAAAUAUCCCAUCAAAAGAAACUUUUUGUUUAUUUUAAGGAACUUUCGGCCCUGGCAAAUAAUGUAAUAUUUCAUUCUGCGUUUAAAUUUUUCAAAAAAACUUAUUCUCUCAGAAUUCGAAAAAAAUGAAUGCAUCUUAAAGGCAGUGGGCCGAUAUUUUGCGCCUAUGCUCUUAAAGAUCAUCUAUAUAUAUAUAUAUAUAUAUAUUAAUUUUUCAUUUAAUUAUUUCUUUACGUAUUUUUCUAGUUUUGGAAAAAUGAGUAUAUCAAUUAAACAGUUUACCGGGUUUAAAUCAAUUCAUCAUUCAAUAGAAUUUCAACCUGAAACUCCCAAAAAAGGAAAAAAUUUAGUAGAUGCAGGGCAUGUAAGAAAUGUGUUUGAGUUUGAAAAUUGCAUUGAAGCAUCUGUUAUCCGGCAAGCAUCAAUUUCACAAACACCUUACAAUACUAAGCUAUGGAUUAAUGACAAAAGAAACAUUGAUAAAGUUUCGUGUACCUGUGUUUAUGGUCAAAGUUCAAAGUGCAAACAUGUUGCUGCUGUGAUUUAUUUUAUCAAUAAUGACCAAAGUAUAACCAAAACUAGUGAAGAAAAGGAGUGGGGAGUCCCAAGUGCACGACUCUUUGCUACAGAAAAAUAUUCUAAAGGAAGAAGUUGUGAGCAAAUGUUUAUGUGUAAGAACAAAUGUUUUGAAGAACCUAUUUCAUUAAAACCACCUGUCAAGAGUUCUCAAUUGAAGGCACAUUCUGUCUUGAGAUCAACAUUAUUAAAAGCAGAACAAGAUAAGUGUGAAGUAGCAGUUGCGUUAGUAAUGGAAAACCUGUUAAAUCAAGUGGAAGAAAAUGUACUUUACAACGAAGCCCGAGGUCCUAUUUCAGAUAUUUUAAAAGUGUUUUUUAAUUCAAUAGAAGGACAAGAUGUGUAUGUUACAAACUAUGAUCUUGAUGAUAAUUUGAAAAAAAUUUAUGAUGAAAAAAUUUUCAAGACUGAUAACCAAAUUGUAAAUGUGUGCUGUGAAACAAUUAAACAAUCUACUUGUCCAACCUGGUUCAAUGAAAGACGGCUUAGAUUAACUGCAAGUAAAGAUGUUCAUAGUAUUAAAACUCGAAGAACGAAAACUGUGGAGUCAUUAGUUAAGGAUUUAUUAAAACCAAAUAAUUUUAGUGUAGCGUCAACUAGAUACGGUCAAGUUAAUGAGCCAAUAGCAAGAAAAAUAUACGAAAAGUGUUUUAAAUGUGAAAUCAAAUGUGUAGGUUUAAUUAUUUCAAAAAAAAAAUCCAUGGUUAGGUGUUAGUUUAGAUGGUGUUGCUGUAAAAGAUGGCAUAGUAAUUAAAAUUGUUGAAAUAAAGUGUCCAAGUACUUGUGAAAAAGUAUGUAUAAUUGAUAUAAAAAAUAAAAAAAGUAAUCUUAAAUAUUUAAUUUUUGAAGGUAAUAAAGUUGUAUUACGUAAAAGUCAUGAAUACUACACUCAAAUUCAAGUGCAAAUGUAUGCUACAGGAAUGAACGAGUGUGACUUAUUUGUUUAUUCUCCAAUGGGCAACGUAGUGGUUAAUGUAAA